Molecule: messenger RNA, 1517 nt
Organism: Jaminaea rosea
Lineage: Eukaryota; Fungi; Basidiomycota; Exobasidiomycetes; Microstromatales
Product: RNA-binding domain-containing protein
Exons: 2
Coding region: 59-1051 (330 amino acids)
Biological process (GO): positive regulation of mRNA splicing, via spliceosome
Cellular component (GO): nucleolus; U12-type spliceosomal complex
Molecular function (GO): RNA binding
Source: RefSeq, a predicted model, not a curated record
UUUGCCAUCUCUCUUUCCACACCUUCUCCCCACUCUCUCGCCCUUCGAUCAGACAGGCAUGUCCGGACCACCGCAAGCAGAUCGCAACCAAGAUGCGACCUGCUACGUGGGCAAUCUCGACGAUCGAGCGUCCGACGCCCUCGUCUGGGAGCUGAUGCUGCAAGCUGGGCCUGUGACGAAUGUCCAUCUGCCAAAGGACAGGAUCACAUCGCAACAUCAGGGAUACGGCUUCGCAGAGUUCCAGACGCCAAGGGAUGCCGACUAUGCGUGUUCCAUCAUGAAUGGGAUUAAACUCUACGGCAAGCCCAUCCGCGUGAACAAAGCCUCCUCUGACCGCAAGCAGAUCGACAUCGGUGCGAAUCUCUUCGUCGGCAACCUCGACCCAGCAGUGGACGAGCGCGUCCUCUGGGAGACAUUUUCAACCUUUGGCGGUCUAGCCUCGCUCCCCAAAAUCGCCCGCGACCCAUCCACAAACGCAUCGAAGGCGUAUGGCUUCGUCUCCUUUGACAGUUUCGAGGCGGCGGAUGCAGCCAUCGAGCAGCUGCAGGGGCAGUUCUUGCUCAACAGGCCGGUUAAUGUCUCGUACGCCAUCAAGAAGGACGGAAAAGGAGGGGAGAGACACGGUACUGCGGCGGAGCGAUUGUUGGCUGCACAGGCGAGGAAGAAUGGUGCGCUGCCUGCCCUUCCAGCCAUGCCACCGCCACCACCACCGCCGAUGAAUGGGAUGGGAGCACCUCCCCCACCUCCGCCUGGUUUCGGUGGUGGACAGCCUCCCCCGCCUCCCCCACCGGGUUUUACAGGCGCGGCCUAUCAGCAGCAACAACCACCUCCGCCUCCGCCGCCAGGCUUCGGUCAACAGCAGCAGCAGCAGCAGCAGCAGCAGGCGGGCGGCGCGCCUCCUCCACCACCUCCAAUGGGCUUCCCGCAGUACUCUGGGCCUCCGCCGGGCGUCAAUGGGUACGGAGGCCCGCCGCAUCAGUACAUGGGUGGACCGCCUCCUCCGCCUAGCUUCAUGACGGGGGCGAAUAACGCACCAUUGGGGCAGAGAUGAGCGCAGUGUGCUGCACCUUGUAAUUGUAUCAACAACAUUUGAAUCGCUGCUAGCUUGUUGCUGCGCAUCGCUGUCACUUCCUUACUAGACGCGUUGUGCAGGCAGGUCUUCGUCCCCUACAACGCGCAUCGCUCGCCUGAGCCAUCUCCUCCGUCUCGUCUCAGCGCACCGUGUGCCGGAUGUCCCACUCUUCUUUCCUCCUUUGGACGACAUGAUAGUCGCUACCUCUGCCUUCUCAUCAUCCUCUGCCUCGUCAUCCUCGUGCUCAAUCUUGGGCGGUGCGCUGGGCUGCCCCUCAUGCCCGUACGCGUAGCCAGCCGGAUUAUGCCAGUCUGCAUCCGUGUAGAGCCACCCCUCCUCAUCCACAUCGAGCUCGACUCCACCGGCCGCAGCGCUCGUCCAGCGACCGACAAAGUCGAUACGCCACUCGUCGCCUUCUACCCAUUUCCAGCCGGUGGGAAGGGAC